Musa acuminata AAA Group (dessert banana) is the source of this 1940-nucleotide messenger RNA. RefSeq names its product histone-lysine N-methyltransferase ASHR1. Gene Ontology annotation, molecular function: protein binding. The coding region runs from base 134 to 1579 and encodes 481 amino acids. Lineage: Eukaryota; Viridiplantae; Streptophyta; Magnoliopsida; Zingiberales; Musaceae. The record is from RefSeq and is a predicted model, not a curated record. The transcript is spliced from 14 exons. Gene Ontology annotation, cellular component: nucleus.
GAUUCUAUAGGGUGAGCAAAGGCCGGAGAGGUUGCAGGGGAGAAGCCGCACCGAGAGUGAUUCCAGUGGGGACUGUAGCACAGCGGAGAGGCACCACACGGCGCUAGAAGAAGAGGAGGAUCGACGCUUCGAUAUGGGGUGGAUGGAGGAGUUGCAGAGCGCGCUUGCGGCCCGCGGCUUGGCGGUCGCCUCGAUCCCGGGCAAAGGCCGAGGGCUGAUCACCACCCGCGACUUCGCUCCUGGUGAUGUGAUCAUAUUCCAAGAACCCUAUGCGUCGACGCCGAACAAGACUUCUAGCGGCUCAAGUUGUGAUGGCUGCUUCGCCUCCAACGACUCGAGAAAGUGCUCGGCUUGUCUGGUUGCGUGGUACUGCGGGACUGCGUGUCAGAAAUCAGAAUGGAAGAUACAUCAAUCAGAAUGCAGAGCACUUGCUGCCCUUAACGAGGACAGAAAAAAGAUGCUUACAUCUACUAUACGGUUAAUGGUGAGACUUAUACUGAGGAAACAACUGCAAAGUGAGCAGGUGAUUCCUACCAGUGCAAUGGAUAAUUAUGACUUGGUGGCCACCUUGGAAUCUCAUAUCUCUGAGAUAGAUGAGAAACAGCUGGUGCUUUAUGCACAGAUGGCUAACCUCGUCAACUUGGUACUUCCUUCGUUGAUGAUUGAUUUGAAGGAGACUGCACAUAAUUUUUCUAAGCUCUCAUGCAAUGCUCAUACAAUCUGUGAUGGUGAACUUAGACCCCUGGGAACUGGAUUAUAUCCUGUAAUUUCCAUCAUUAACCACAGUUGUGUUCCCAAUUCGGUUUUGGUGUUUGAAAAUCGGGUUGCUUUUGUGCGUGCAAUGGAGCCUAUAGCUAAAGGUACUGAGAUCUUGAUAAGUUACAUAGAAACUGCAGCAACCACUGAGACCAGGCAGAAAGAUCUCAAGCAGUAUUUUUUUGUCUGCACAUGUUCUCGUUGCACCAAGAACCCAUACGAGGAGCUCGAGGAAACUGCCACUCUGGAAGGUUACGGAUGUAAGGACAAGAAGUGCAGUGGCUUCCUGAUACCUGACUCAGGAAAACAGUCUUUCACAUGCCAGCAGUGUGGUCUCUCCAGGGAUCAGCAAGAGAUAAAAAAGAUUGCUUGUGAAAUUGCACAAGUCUUAGGAAAGGCAUCUAACUGUCUGUCCUCUGGCCAUUUAUCUGAAGGCAGCACUAUGUACAAGAUAGUUGAGCAGCUCCAACUUCAACUCUGCCAUCAAUAUUCUCUUAGUUUGUUGCAAACCCGUGAAACUCUCUUGAAGGUUUUGAUGGAGCUAAAAGAUUGGAAAGGCGCCUUAACAUAUUGCCGCUUGACAAUUCCCACAUAUAGAAGAAUAUAUCCCGCUACUCAUCCUAUGCUUGGUCUGCAAUAUUACGCUUGCGGGAAACUUGAAUGGCUACUUGAAUUCACCGAGGAUGCUCUUAAAUCAUUCAUCAAAGCAGCAGAUAUACUCCGAAUUACUCAUGGGACCCGAACGCCCUUCAUGAAGGAGUUGCUACACAAGCUGGAGGAAGCCCGUGCUGAAGUUUCAUACAAACUUUCUGCCAGUGAUUAAGACAACAUCCACGAGGACGGUGCUGUCGGUUUUAGCAGGUAAAGCAAGAUGUGUCUAUCAAAGGAUAUAAGAGAAAAACCUCAAGCUGCUGGGAAUUGCACAGUGCCAACUGUCACAUAUUCCUGGUUAGCUAAUCAAGGAGCCAACCAUAGGAGUGCCUCAGCUAUAAAUGGUACCAAUGAAUUCAGUGACUUGAGAUGACUAUAAAGUUGUUAGAUACUUGCCAUUUGUAUGUUAUAAUUUACUCAUUGUCUGGAGAUAACUAUGAAUUUGUUAGAUUAUGGAACUUUCCAUUUGUAUGUUAUUGUAAUUUACGGUACAUUCCCAUGUAAAUGAAUUAUGGUUUAUAGUGCUGCUGUCA